CCUGAUGAAUAAUGUUAAUGCCUUUGACCUGCGUUGCUUUGACCUUAGACCUUCCAGUCAGUCAGACUCACCCUCUCUGCUUAUAGUGCUUAGCGUUGCUGUAUCAGUGUAGGACGACAAGCUUAGUUACUUUUAAACAGAAAUGGCAGCAGCAGCUCCUCCACAAGUUCAAUGGAUGCCACCUCCCCAGCAAGGCCUUCCAGGCUGUCCUCCUGGUCUAGAAUACCUCACACAAGUUGAUCAGCUUCUUGUUAAUCAGCAGAUUGAACUACUAGAGAUAAUGACUGGGUUUGAGACUCAAAACAAGUAUAAGGUCCGUAAUUCUUUGGGACAGCAGGUCUACUUUGCUGCUGAAGAUUCAAAUUGUUGUCUGCGUCAAUACUGUGGACCCUCUCGUCCUUUUGGCAUGCAAAUCCUUGACAAUAACCAGAGAGAGGUCAUCCAUCUUGAGAGACCGUUGCGUUGUUCCUCCUGGUGUUGCUUCUGUUGUCUCCAGACAAUGGAGGUACAGUCUCCCCCUGGAACUGUCAUUGGUUUCGUAGAACAGGAUUGUAGUCUUGUAUAUCCUUGGUUCUCGUUGAAGAAUGCUGAUGGAGAGACUGUUCUCAAAAUCAAGGGACCACUCUGCCCUUGCAAAUGUUGCUAUGAUGUAGAGUUUCAGGUAUUGUCAGCUGACGGUACACAAGAGGUUGGUAAGAUCAGUAAGAAAUGGUCUGGGCUAGCUAAAGAGUAUUUCACUGAUGCUGACAACUUUGGAGUCACAUUUCCGAUGGACUUGGAUGUGAAGAUGAAGGCUGUAAUGUUAGCUGCAACAUUCCUUAUUGACUUUAUGUUCUUUGAGGAUAAUCAAAACAACAGAAACAAUUAGAUAAUACUUUUCAUGUCUAUUUACUGCUAAAAUGUUAUGUAUAAGGAACUGAUUUUUUCACUGUGUAUGAUUAGUUUUAAUGAGAAAUCUAGAAAAAACAUUA
Molecule: messenger RNA, 971 nt
Organism: Amphimedon queenslandica
Lineage: Eukaryota; Metazoa; Porifera; Demospongiae; Haplosclerida; Niphatidae
Product: phospholipid scramblase 2-like
Exons: 9
Coding region: 143-868 (241 amino acids)
Biological process (GO): plasma membrane phospholipid scrambling
Cellular component (GO): plasma membrane
Molecular function (GO): phospholipid scramblase activity
Source: RefSeq, a predicted model, not a curated record